Molecule: messenger RNA, 1289 nt
Organism: Microtus oregoni (creeping vole)
Lineage: Eukaryota; Metazoa; Chordata; Mammalia; Rodentia; Cricetidae
Gene: Spdya
Product: speedy/RINGO cell cycle regulator family member A
Exons: 7
Coding region: 75-1013 (312 amino acids)
Biological process (GO): G1/S transition of mitotic cell cycle; positive regulation of cyclin-dependent protein serine/threonine kinase activity; positive regulation of cell population proliferation
Cellular component (GO): nucleoplasm
Molecular function (GO): protein kinase binding
Source: RefSeq, a predicted model, not a curated record
CCGUCUGAGGCUGCGGGCUGAAGCGGAGGCCGCUCGCUCUUCGCCGGUCUGCGCAGGAAUCUCGGGAAGCCACAAUGCGGCACAAUCAGAUGUGUUGUGAGACACCACCUACUGUCACUGUUCAUGUGAAAUCAGGUUCUAAUCGGUCACAUCAAACUAAAAAGCCUACCAAUCUGAAGCGUCCUAUUUUCAAAGAUAGUUGGCAAGCAUCUGAAAAAAAUGCACAUAACAACAAAUCUAAGCGGCCCAAAGGACCCUGUCUAAUUAUACAGCGUCAGGAAAUGACUGCUUUCUUUAAAUUAUUUGAUGACGACUUAAUUCAAGAUUUCUUGUGGAUGGAUUGCUGUUGUAAAAUUGCAGACAAGUAUCUUUUGGCUAUGACCUUUGUUUAUUUCAAGAGAGCUAAAUUUACUAUAAAUGAGCAUACCAGGAUAAAUUUCUUUAUUGCUCUGUACCUGGCUAAUACAGUUGAAGAAGAUGAAGAGGAAGCCAAGUAUGAAAUUUUUCCAUGGGCUUUAGGGAAAAACUGGAGAAAACUGUUCCCUAAUUUCUUAAAGUUAAGGGACCAGCUCUGGGACAGGAUUGACUAUAGGGCUAUUGUGAGCAGGCGGUGCUGUGAAGAGGUUAUGGCCAUUGCACCAACCCAUUACAUCUGGCAACGAGAGCGCUCUGUGCAUCACAGUGGAGCUAUUAGGAACUACAACAGAGAUGAAGUUCAUCUGCCCCGGGGUCCUAGUGCCACACCAGUAGACUGUUUACUGUGUGGUAAAAAAGGAAGAUAUAUGAGAUUGGGACUGUCUUCAUCAUCAUCUUCAUCCAGUGACACAGUAGAGCUAAUGGAAAAACACUCUCAGGAAUUACACAAUUCAUUAUCAGUGGACAUGAUAGGUGAACCUUCUCAAGCCAAUAGCUAUUCUCAAGUAGCCAAUGACCAUCAAUCAAACAAAGAAAAGGAAACUAAUUUUAUGAAGAAAGGCAGAGCUAUGGAGUGGUUUACAGGAAGUGAAGAAUGACGUGGCUCAAGUAAAGCAACCUGGAAUUAACUACAGAAUAUCAAAAUAAAUGCAAGACAAUGUCAAAAUGGGACAGAUACCCAGUUGUACAAUAUUCUUUAGCUUCUGUUAUUCUUCAAACAUAUGUAAAAGUUAUACAAGUCAUAGUAAUAACUAAAAGUACCAAUUUAUGACAGUGAUUGAUAAUACGAAAUUCUAAUUUGACACUUCUCUGCCUUCAAGUUGGUAGCUCUCAUCUCAGGUAUCUCAGUCCAGCUGUGGUUUGACCUUUCUCAA